Symphalangus syndactylus (siamang) is the source of this 1750-nucleotide messenger RNA. It is a transcript of the gene TNFSF12, whose product is annotated as TNF superfamily member 12. The record is from RefSeq and is a predicted model, not a curated record. Gene Ontology annotation, biological process: extrinsic apoptotic signaling pathway; immune response. Gene Ontology annotation, cellular component: membrane. NCBI's taxonomy places the organism in Eukaryota, Metazoa, Chordata, Mammalia, Primates, Hylobatidae. Gene Ontology annotation, molecular function: tumor necrosis factor receptor binding; receptor ligand activity.
UCCUGAGUUCCCCAUCUCCCCGCAGGAGGUGCCCGCACACGCACAGCCCCGUCGCUGCCGCGGCCGCACACAACGGAUCUCGCCCUGGUGGUGCACGCCCGGGCUGGGCGCUCGGAGGUCGGGUGGGCGCCCACUCCGUCCGCUGCGCGCACAGCGCCCGGCGAGAGGCUCAGAGUUUAAUCACACACAGCGUCCGGCUUCCUGUCCCCAGCGCCCCCUCCCGCCCCGUUUCCCUUGCCCCUCCCUCUCCCCAGCCCGAUCCGCCCGCCGGCUCCCCCUCCCCCGAUCCCUCGGGUCCAGGGAUGGGGGGGCGGUGAGGCAGGCACAGCCCCCCGCCCCCAUGGCCGCCCGUCGGAGCCAGAGGCGGAGGGGGCGCCGGGGGGAGCCGGGCACCGCCCUGCUGGUCCCGCUCGCGCUGGGCCUGGGCCUGGCGCUGGCCUGCCUCGGCCUCCUGCUGGCCGUGGUCAGCUUGGGGAGCCGGGCAUCGCUGUCCGCUCAGCAGGAGCCUGCCCAGGAGGAGCUGGUGGCAGAGGAGGACCAGGACCCGUCGGAACUGAAUCCCCAGACAGAAGAAAGCCAGGAUCCUGUGCCUUUCCUGAACCGACUAGUUCGGCCUCGCAGAAGUGCACCUAAAGGCCGAAAAACACGGGCUCGAAGAGCGAUCGCAGCCCAUUAUGAAGUUCAUCCACGACCUGGACAGGACGGAGCGCAGGCAGAGUCUCACUGUGUCGCCCAGGCUGGAGUGCAGUGGUGCGAUCUCGGCUCACUGCAACCUCUGCCUCCCAGGUUCAAGAGAUUCUCCUGUCUCGCCUCCCAAGUAGCUGAGAUUACAGGUGUGGACGGGACAGUGAGUGGCUGGGAGGAAGCCAGAAUCAACAGCUCCAGCCCUCUGCGCUACAACCGCCAGAUCGGGGAGUUUAUAGUCACCCGGGCUGGGCUCUACUACCUGUACUGUCAGGUGCACUUUGAUGAGGGGAAGGCUGUCUACCUGAAGCUGGACUUGCUGGUGGAUGGCGUGCUGGCCCUGCGCUGCCUGGAGGAAUUCUCAGCCACUGCGGCGAGUUCCCUCGGGCCCCAGCUCCGCCUCUGCCAGGUGUCUGGGCUGUUGGCCCUGCGGCCAGGGUCCUCCCUGCGGAUCCGCACCCUCCCCUGGGCCCAUCUGAAGGCUGCCCCUUUCCUCACCUACUUCGGACUCUUCCAGGUUCACUGAGGGGCCCUGGUCUCCCCGCUGUCGUCCCAGGCUGCCGGCUCCCCUCGGCAGCUCUCUGGGCACCCAGUCCCCUCUGCCCCACCCUCAGCUGCUCUUUGCUCCAGACCUGCCCCUCCCUCUAGAGGCUGCCUGGGCCUGUUCACGUGUUUUCCAUCCCACAUAAAUACAGUAUUCCCACUCUUAUCUUACAACGCCCCCCACCGCCCACUCUCCACCUCACUAGCUCCCCAAUCCCUGACCCUUUGAGGCCCCCAAUGAUCUCGACUCUCCCCUGGCCACAGACCCCCAGGGCAUUGUGUUCACUGUACUCUGUGGGCAAGAUGGGUCCAGAAGACCCCACUUCAGGCACUAAGAGGGGCUGGACCUGGCGGCAGCAAGCCAAAGAGACUGGGCCUAGGCCAGGAGUUCCCAAAUGUGAGGGGCGAGAAGCAAGACAAGCUCCUCCCUUGAGAAUUCCCUGCGGAUUUUUAAAACAGAUAUUAUUUUUAUUAUUAUUGUGACAAAAUGUUGAUAAAUGGAUAUUAAAUAGAAUAAGUCAUA